ACCCCGCACCGCCCCGUCCCGUCCCUAUCGCUCUCCAUCGUCGCCCUCCUCCACCUCCACCUCCGCCUCUAGCUCUCUCCUCCGGUUCUCCCCCCACAGCUUGGCGUAGACAGGCAGACAGAUACAGCGGCGCCGUUACCAAGAGAGACAGAUCGCGCUGCCCAAGAAAAGAAGCCGCGCGACGGCGCGAGCUCCCUUCCCUCGACGGAUCGAUCGCCCGGUUGCGGCACUAACGUCUCGCGGUUCCGUUGGAUUGGACCUGGAACCGCGAGAUCAAGAAAACGCCUAGCAUUAAAUUCCGAGACUAAAAAAAGAAACCAACAUUGAUUGACUGCAAUUUUGAAGAAAGGGGAGAGCAGCUUAGAUUUGAUCGGCGGCGGCCGAUCUUGGCUCGGAUGGCGCCGCCGCCGUCGCUGGACUACUGGCGGGGCUUCUUCAGCGGCGCGCGGGCGAGCAUCUUCGACGCCAUCGACGCCGCCAUCCGGCUCGCCGCCGCCGACCACCCCGACGCCCUCCGCGCGCGCCGCGACGCCAUCGCCGAGCGUCUCUACACCGCGCUUAUCGCCCUUCCGCCGCCGGAGGCGCCGUGGCUCCCUACCACGGGCCAGCCGGCGCCCAGCCUCUGCAGCUCCGACCGCGCUGAGGUCGUCACCGACGACGGCGGCGCCGCGCCACCGAACCACAGCGAUGACGCCAUCAUCGCCGAGGCGUUCCGCGUCAAGGCUGCUCUCUCUAAUGCCCAAGAAAAGUCGGAGGCCGAGUUGCUCGAGCUGCUUCAGAGGCUGCGCCAGCUGGAAUUCACGGUGCAGGCCAUCAUGGCUACUGAGAUUGGAAUGGCGGUGAAACCGCUGAGAAAGCAUGCCUCAAAGCAGAUUCGGCAACUCGUCCGAUCGCUCAUUGAGGGUUGGAAGGCUAAGGUUAAUGAGUGGGUUAAUGAUGGAGGUCCCAUUGUAGAUCACACACCGCAAUCAGUGGAUGCUUCUUGCCUGGAUCAGGAAGAAGGGGGUCUGCCUUCCCCUCCAAUGGACGAGGCUGCCCUGUUUGCGACACCGUGCACUUCGAUCCAGCUAUCUGAGUUCUUCGAUGAAAUGGAUGAUGAUGGAAACAUUAGAAGUGAGGUCAACGAGCACAGGCAGUGCAAUAAGCCAAACCAAGAGUCAAUCAAGAAGUCACCUAUGGGCCAAUGGUACGACCCAGAGCAGAAUUGGAAGCUAGACCCAUCUUCUGUGAAGCAAUCGCAACCGAAUGAGCCAUUCAACUGGCAAACAAAGCAACAAUCUAAUCCAGGAGCACAAGGGAAGCCGGCAAGCGCAGCAUUUGGUCCUGGAAGACCUCAGAUGAUGCGUUUGGAGACGCAAUGCUCUGAAAUGAGGCCAAAGCAGCAAGAGCAGGAUGUCUCGGUGGCCCAAAGGAGGCUGAAACCAACUAUGCCUAAGCCAUCGCCUCGGCACGAUGAAAAUUCUGUUCGAGCAAAGCUAGAGCUUGCAAAGGAAGCCAAGCUCGAAGCUACAAAGCGCAAGCUUCAAGAGGGUUACCAAGAAUUCAACAAUGCGAAGAAGCAGAGGACGGUACAGAUGGUGGAUCCGCAAGACCUGCCAAAGCAAGGGAGCCGAAACCCGGCGCUCAGCGGCAAGGUGAGGAACAGCAGCAACAACAUCCGGAAUCGGCUGGGCAUCCGUCGCUGAUCAAACCCACCCAUGGUGGUCUUCCUAAUUUUGGAUACCCACCACCAUCACCAUUCACCCAUCCCUCACCCUUGCCACCGCCAGUUGCUGCCUUGAACCUGGAUGCAUCAGUGGAAGUGUUUCUUAGUUCUGGUCCAGUACUGUAUACGUGCAUAAGUUAACAUCGGUAAGGCUUCACUGUGGAGGCGGGAAGAGUCGCCCCAGGGAUAUUUACAUGUGUACUACUGCUGCGGCCCUAACAUGUUGGGUCAUGGGUCAUCGUAACUCUUAAGUGGCUCGUUUGCCAAACCUGUAGAGAUAAACGUGACAUUGCAUAUAUACAGUGAUACUAUUUGUAGAGAGCUGCCUUAUAGCAACAGUGGUUGUGUCUUCCCUUUGGCCUGGAUGCAAA
Molecule: messenger RNA, 2076 nt
Organism: Panicum virgatum (switchgrass)
Lineage: Eukaryota; Viridiplantae; Streptophyta; Magnoliopsida; Poales; Poaceae
Product: probable mediator of RNA polymerase II transcription subunit 26b
Exons: 9
Coding region: 396-1685 (429 amino acids)
Cellular component (GO): nucleus
Source: RefSeq, a predicted model, not a curated record